CCUUUCAGUGGGGGACGCAGAGCUCUCAGCGCCUCGAACCUCCUGACCUGGGGCAUUUCGCUUCAACAUCCUCUUCUUCCCUCAUGCCGAACGGGAUUCACUCGAUGCUUCAGCCUCGACAAGCCGCUCUGCUCUACCCUGCGCCAGUGUGUCUGUUCUCCGAGUCGCGUCCUGCGUUUUGCCGCUUGCCGUCCCUCUGAGCUGUUCGAUUGCGGCCCAUCAUCUUGUCUCACGUGCCAGCCGGUCGCGCCAAUUCUUCGGACAGCACGGUGCCUACUAUCACAUUUUGUUGAGCGCCUCUGCCUCUGCCGCCGUCUCCUCUGCCAACCCCGAAAGAAUGUCGCUGGAUCUGGAAAAGCACUUGACGUUUUAUGGCGCAUACCACCAUAACAGCGUCAAUGUGGCCAUUCAUAUGAUCUGCGUGCCUCUGCUCCUCGUAUCAGGAUUUGCUUUGGCCACGUAUACGGGUACGCUCAUUCACACGCCCAGCUGGUUAACCGUCCCAUAUCUGGAUCUCAAUCUUGGCACCAUCGGCGCUUUCCUCUAUGCAUCGCUCUAUCUGCUGUUAGAGCCGGUAGCGGGCUUUGUUUUGGCUGCUUUCUGUAUCGGUAGCACAGCUUUCGUCAACUCAUGGCACCUUCGUGAUCCUACUUUGACCUUCCAGGUUGCCCUUGGAGUUCACAUCGUUUGCUGGAUCGCACAGUUCAUUGGCCAUGGAGCUUUCGAGGGUCGCGCUCCUGCUUUGGUGGACAACCUCAUCCAGGCCAUCUUCCUGGCGCCCAUGUUUGUCUGGCUAGAGAUGCUUUUCAAACUUGGGUACCGACGAGAGCUUCAGGCCCGCGUCGAGAAAGCCGUCGUCAAGGAGAUUGCCAAAUUCGACGCCGCAUCAAAGAAUGGCAAGGCCAACUAAACCGGUGCUAGCUGAGAGAUAUGAGCCCUGGGCCACAUAUCUUUGCCCUAGCUAGAUAUUUCGAGGCCCCUCAAAUCUUCUAGCAAUCAUGCUUAACCUGGGCUUUUCCCCCAUUUCGUCAUCAGUCAAUCCACGCCACUUUAACUUUGGAUGAGAUACAGCCUCUGACGAAAGGCCUCAGGUUCCCAAUUCUCACAUCACAUUAACUCAAACAGACACAAUUUAAUAUUGCAAGCAAGCGCUCUCAAUCGCACUUUCAUAUGAGCCAUAUCUGCAAAAAGUUUCCCCCCUUUUUUUUUCUAUAUUGUCGGUAUAGUCGAGGCACCCCAAAAUUAUCAGGAGAAGUGAGCUUUGGCUGCGCUUUAUCGGAGAUGCAGACAAGGGCAUAGUAUAAUAUUGUUUUUCCAACCCGCUUUUCGUAUUAGUUAACAGCUGUAAGCUGAUGCAGUAGUAGCCUAGAAAAAAAUUAUUAAAAUUAUAUUACCUCAUCUCCC
Messenger RNA from Trichoderma asperellum CBS 433.97, 1404 nucleotides. RefSeq lists its product as uncharacterized. The record is from RefSeq and is a predicted model, not a curated record. Lineage: Eukaryota; Fungi; Ascomycota; Sordariomycetes; Hypocreales; Hypocreaceae. Gene Ontology annotation, cellular component: endoplasmic reticulum. Gene Ontology annotation, biological process: sphingoid catabolic process.